GUCUGGCAACUUUGACUAUGCGCUGGAUACAGCAGACAGUAUGGCGGACAGCGAAAGUGAUUUGGAAACAGACAGACUAGAAUUAGCCCUGGACACGUUGUGCGACAGACAUUGCAGCAACGAGUCGUCUCUGAAAAGCAAAGGCUAUUGCUCUGAGUUUUGUGAGCUGGUGGAGGAGUACACAGGGCAAUGGCAAGUUCCCCUCCCUCAGCUGAAGGUGUUGCGGACGGCACUCUGCAGUUUCACCAAAGCCACCGCUGCUUUCCCCGAUGACUGUCACCACAUCCACUAUGUUCUCAGCAGUAUGGCCCUGAGCUUUUUUGAACUGAUGCUGUUUUUUAGCAAGGAAGAAUUUGUGGAAGAGCCUUUAAAAGACAUUCUUGAUUCCUUUCAGGAGUGCCACUCUCAGCUCCAGAGGCACAGGAACAUCUACCUUCAGCACGUGAAGCUGAUCAUCAAAGCAGGAGGCCCAUGGGAGAAUCUGGUGCUUCAGGGAAUCCUGAAAGAGGCCAACUUGACAUUAAAAGAAGUCGAUGACUACUUAAGCUCCGAGUUGCCGGUCUUCUUUGAGCUGCGGAUUCGCUAUUUGCAAGCCUGUGAGCGAAUGCAGGAGGCGAUGGCCCUGUCCAAAAGCUGCCUGGAGAAUAGCGAGGCUGGAAAACAUCUGUACUUCCAUCAGGCCUACCUGACCUGCCUCUACAAGGCCUCACUGCAUGAGCACCUUCACAAGGAGAUGGCGGAGAUCGAUGGCCGUGAUGCUGUGGAGAUCAUUUGCAACACAGAGAGCGUUGAGAAAGAUGAGCUUCUGUUGUCCCUAUGCAAAGCUUUCCUCACCCAGCAGCUACACAAUGGAGACAUGUACUACAUCUGGGACCUGGUGUUCAUCUGGAGCAGGUUGCACCUUAGGGCCCAUCCCUCCACACGUGGUUUCCUGGCCGAGUGUUUGCAGUUGGCCUCUUCUGCCACUAACGUCAGAGCCAUCUUCCCCUUCAUCAAACUGGUCACCACAGAGCUGGGGGUUGAAGGAGUCCCGGUCUGCGUGGAGCUUUGCGCCAGAGCCCUGCAGCUGGGCGACACGCAAGCUGACGGUGUUACCCGGUCCCUCGUCUGCAAGACCAUCGCCUUCCUGCUACCUCACGACCUGGAGAUCUGUCGAGCGUGCGCCCUGCUGGUCUUCUGCCAGGAGCGCACCCUGGAAGCUUACCGGACGGUGUGCCUGCUGUACAUGCAUCCCGACCAGGAGCCGCAUCCCCAAAACAGCCCCGUCAGGACCAGCGUUCGCUUCCACAUUGUGCAGAUGCUCAAGGAGCAGCUGUGUUUUGACCCGGAGUUUUGGAACCUCAUGACCCUCAGGACUCACUGCUUGGGGUUGAUGAGCGACAAGGUCAUGAAGGCUGUUGUUCUCAGCGAGAUGGAGGAGGAAGAGGAGAAGGGAAACCGUGAAGAACUGUUAAUAAAUGCACGUGUAAAUGACUCAUGCGCACAAGGCCAUGAUCCCGGCCAGCGCUCCGUGGCUAGAGGGGGGAAAAAGUGUGUUGCCCCAUCAAAUAUUGUUCUUCUGAAGAGGAGAAAAUGGAGAAAACGCCUGCGAAGCAGAAACCAAUCUUUGUCUGAUGAUGAGGCCGACCGCGGUGAUGAUCCAGAGUUCAAAUACAACCUCAAAGCAACGUCUUAUGGCCACAAGCCUGUGUAUUCACUAAGGCACGUGAAAGCUAACAUUGAAAACGCCGCCAUUGUAAAAGCCCCGCUUAACCGCAAGAGAGAAUACUUGUCUAGAUGUGUGAAGAGCCAAAUCUUGAAAAGAAAGGGCUGGAAGAAAAGAUGGUUGCAGGGUCUUCCGAGGCUGGAGCAGGUGCAGCCAGUCAAAGAGAAGAAGGGCAAAGUCUCGGAGAAUAAGGUCAAGAGCAAAGGGAAAAAACGUGGACGGAAGCCUUUACAGAAAAUGGAACUCUCCUACCCUGAUAAUGAAUUGUGUGUCUCUGAGGAAGAGUUUUGUUUUGAGGAUAUAACUGACACGGAUGACCGAGAGCCGGAUAUGCCUCAGCUGGAGAACGAACUUGAACCAAAGAGUCAACGGAAAGAGAAUCGAUUCGAGCAGAUGGAUAAUCUUGAGAGGGAAAAUGAACUUGAGAAACACCCGGACUUGGUCUGCAGUAGCAGUCCCAUAGAAAAAAACCCAAAGGGAUCUCAAACACAGUUUAGUGAAGCUCUUUCCGAGGAGCCUCAAGCGGCUGUUCCAUCUGUUGAUGCGGGUCCUGAACUUGAUGGUCCACCCUUAAAGUUACUGGUUUGCCCGAUUGAAGUGCUACACAACUACUCUCUCAAAUUCAAAAAGCCCGAUGGUGAGAAACCUCCUGAGUCCUUGGCACCAGAGGAGGUGAAUGGCGACACAGAACAGGAGGCCCAGUCCACAGAGGAAACUGAAGUGUUGAACACUGAGGUGAAAGCCAAGGGAACGUGCAAGGACAAAGUCCGCCGCACUCAACAAUACGCCCACUUGACGUACCACUGCGACCUCUGCCGCAAAGACUACAAAGGCCUGAAUAUUAUGAGGCAUGCUCUGUCGCACCUUAAGAGUGGGAAACUCGAGUGUAUUCUCUGUGGAAAACGCUUCAAACAGCUCCCCUUUGCCAAAAAGCACAUUCUGGACCACAUUGAUGAAAUGAGCAAGCAGAAACCCCCCGUGAGGCAGCCGUGCACUGAGGACAUUCCUGCUGCCAAUGGAGCAGUACGUGAUGUGAAAAAUAAGAGUCCGCCUCCGAAUGAAAAUCAGACUUGUAUUUCGGCAGAGGAAGCGCCCGGACAGAGAUCCGGAGGCAAGACCAAAGCGCCGGCGCUCAAGAGGGAAGAUCGGAUCAUCCGAAACCUCCGCUCGCUCAUCAAAAAGACAUCUGUGCUCCACAAGAGGUGCAAGAACCCCGAUGCGAGACCGUCUAAGCUGGUGGAAUUCAACGACGAGCAGGUCGUCAUCGACAAUGGCACGGUGACUGUGAGGAAUCCAUCCGUGGUGGUGGAGGAGGUGGAGGAGGAGGAGAAGCCGGCCGGAGAAAACUGCUGCGGUGCGGACACGUAUCACCUGUGCCCCUCGGAGUCCUGUGAUCGAGUAUUCCUGAAGAUCAGCGCCACGCUAACAAAGCAUGCCCUUAAAUGCCACAUCAGCGAAGAGAAGGUGCUGGAGAAGACGUUUGUGUGGACCAAACACAAGUGCACCCUAUGCCUCAGGCAGAUACAGUUUCUCCAGCAUUAUAAGGACCACAUGAAGCUCCACGGUACCGCUCUCCAGCACUUCUGCUACCACCUGGAGUGUAAGCAGCGCUUCUCCACACUGCAGGACCUGAAGGACCAUGUGAAAACUCACCAGCCCUUCAGACCUCAAUGUUCAGUCACAGACUGUGAGAAGAUCUUCUCCAGCGCUCAAGGUCUCUACGACCACGAGUGGAGACACUACAUCCCGGCGCCUCAGAAAGAAGAACUGGAGUUGGGACCCAGCAGACAGGUGAAGGAGAGUGAAGAAGCUCCGUGGAAGCAGAGAGUGAAGGUGGAAGAUUUAUGGCUUCAGAGUAAAAAGGCCCAGAGAGAAAGUCUGAGCCCCGGUCAUCUGGAAGCUUUCAGAGAAAUGACCAAAACCGAGGACCAGCUUUGCAAAGUAAAUGUCCCAGACAGUAGUCACGACCCGUCCAAACCUCACAAUGGCUCCGGAAACGCAGUCGGCCACGAGCCCACGGAUGGGCGCCAAGACGCCGUCAAUGGACACGAGGGAGAGACGAGGCCCGGGCUGUUGCAGGCAAAUAUUUUUGCUUGUCACGCUGCUCCAUCAGCUCCAAGUAAGAGCUGCCGGAAGAAAACGCCCAUCGAGUGGGACCCCUUGAACGUCCGAGACCUCGAGGAGAUGUCCACUUUGUCCGAGGGUGUCCAGAAGACGCUGGGCGAGCCGCACAUCACUGAGCACAAGACCUUUAAACCCGAGGACCCCGCGUACGCCACCUUUGUCAAAGCGCCCUUCAUCCGGCCGCCGCCCUCCACUUACCUCGACGAAUCCAUGCUGUCGAUGCGCAAGAGGCGGUCCAAUGAGGAGGUCGCUCCGAAGAAAAACGUCUACUGGAGCAACAAGAAAAACAAGGAGGCCGGCUCGGAAAAGCAGCAGGCGGAGGAGAAUGUGAGCUCGGCGCAGAAGACCCGGCGUCGCUGUGACAAAUGUCUUUCCUCUUUCGCCACCGUAGAGGAAUUGCAGAAACACAAGAGCCUGAACACCUGCUCCUCGCUCUUUGGCUUCGACUCAGACGAUGACAGUUAGUGGUGAGAGGAGCCGCAACCAUGGUAACCAGGUGCUCCUCGCGGCUCAGGGCAAGCAUCAGAGAUAAAGGAACGCCGGCGCCCUUUGCUUAUGCUGCGACUCAGUAUUGAAUACCAGUUUGUAAACAAAAGGAAAAUAUGUGCCAAAAUGGUUAAUGGUUUGAUUUCUUUCUCAGUUAAAUUGAUUGAAUGGUUGUCCGUGUACAGAUACCAUGUAUACCACAUACAUGAUACCACAGUAUUUCAAACAGAAGGCCUGUUUCUUUUUGUGACAAACAUUUGCUGGACUUGCCACACCAUGAUGUUAUAGUAACACAGAGUACAUCUCACUGAAAUAUGUGUUUAAUCAAUUUUGUUGAGAUGAAUUUUCAUUACGUCUGUCAUUUAGCUGACGCUUUUAUCCAAAGCGACUUGCAAUAAGUGAAUUUCAACCAUAAGAAUACAAACUCAGAAGAACCAGAAACAAAGUGCAAUUUCAUCAAAUAAGCCGAUUUACAACUUGCUGUGGAUGAGAGCCAUCAUAAGUACAAUUUAAGUGCUCCAAUUUGUGAGGUGUUUUCAGUCCAGGUAGAGUGGGGAGGCGUGUCUAGUUUGCGGCGGAAGAUGUGAUGGCUCUCGAUUUAAGUAAUUCUUCCAAGUCUUGAUUUUGGAGAUUAUUGACAAAUGGUUCCUUAAAUAUUCUUCAUUUAGAAAAAUAAAUGGACCUGACAUUUAUUUGGGGGAAAGAAUGCACUGGUAUUAAUCUGGCUUUGAGUUUAUAUUUCCCCCUCAUGCUUUGGAGUGACGGAGGGACUUUUUGAACAUCUGGCUUUUUACGCCUGUGGUGUUCAAAUUUUAUGCCAAAUGGCUCCAGUUUAAGAUUUUUAAGUCCUUUGUGUUGUCCACAUAAAGUAUAUUAAAAAAAACAGUCCUUGCAGCUGCAUGAAAUAGUGAAGAUGAGCUGAUUGAGUGUUGCCUUCUCGUGUUUGGGCAAAUAUCGUUGUCUUCCUAACAAAUUGUACACAAAUGGUAGAGCAGCAGUGGGCGAGUCUUCUCUCCACAUCUGUCCAAUUUGAUUUGAAUUCCAAAUAAACGCUCUAAAGCGUUCUCUCCUGCAGCAACUUUUCAAACGGAGACGUUUCGGUCCUUUAGGUUCUAAAGCAGGAUCGGGUUCAUCUUGGUCUAUUUUUCAAGAUUCACUAACUCAUCUAAGCUUUUACCAAAAUGUCUGAAACCAUAUAAAUCUGCCUUCAUACUGACUCAAUAUUAUCCUCUGCAGUAAAGAAUUCACCACUGCAUUUGUGCGGAGUGUGAAUCUCAGUGUUGGACUGUAGGUAAAGAUCAAUACUCCAUCCGUCAUACGGUGCCACUUUGCUCUAAAUGUUUUCUUUUUACUCUGUUUGACACCACGAUCAUCAGUGUGACAGAAUGUGUCACAUUGGUCGUCUGUUGUGUGUGUGUACUUGAGAUGGUUGAUCUGUUCAUCUUUUUAUGGAAUUGCUUAUUUAUAUGUACAAAUGUUAAUAUAUUGGAUUUGUAAAGGUAUUGAUUCCUUAUCUAUUUUUCUUAAAGAAAAUGACUUGUGAUUUGUUUUAAUAAACAAAUUAAACUAA
Molecule: messenger RNA, 5885 nt
Organism: Gasterosteus aculeatus aculeatus (three-spined stickleback)
Lineage: Eukaryota; Metazoa; Chordata; Actinopteri; Perciformes; Gasterosteidae
Product: zinc finger protein 654
Biological process (GO): regulation of transcription by RNA polymerase II
Cellular component (GO): nucleus
Molecular function (GO): DNA binding; DNA-binding transcription factor activity, RNA polymerase II-specific
Source: RefSeq, a predicted model, not a curated record